This is a messenger RNA of Microsporum canis CBS 113480, 1602 nucleotides long. Its product is annotated as nuclear GTP-binding protein NUG1. Gene Ontology annotation, cellular component: nucleolus. The transcript is spliced from 3 exons. The coding region runs from base 1 to 1602 and encodes 533 amino acids. The record is from RefSeq and is a predicted model, not a curated record. Lineage: Eukaryota; Fungi; Ascomycota; Eurotiomycetes; Onygenales; Arthrodermataceae. Gene Ontology annotation, molecular function: GTP binding.
AUGGUGAAGCUUGGGAAAUCGUCAAAGCGGACGCCAGUUCGGCUCCGGAAUAAGAUCGAAAAAGCUAGCGCUGCAAAGCAGAGAAAAGAGCGAAAGCUCGCCAAAAAAAACCCUCAAUGGCGGUCAAAACUGAAGAAAGACCCCGGCAUUCCAAAUUUAUUCCCCUAUAAAGAUAGGCUUCUGCAAGAGAUUGAAGAGAAGAGAAGGCUAAAGGCAGAAGAGGCGACAAGGCUGCGCGAGGACGCAAAGCUACGACGCCAGGCGCAAAAUACAGAAGAGACUGCUGAUGUUGACAUAACGGAAAAUGCUGACCUUAUUGACGAUGAUGAUGACCUGGUGGACGAUGAUGACAUGGAUGUCGAGGGAGAGGAAUCAAACCCUAUGGCUGCGCUUUUAGCUUCUGCAAAGGCUCGCGCUGCUGAAUAUGCGGAACAACAUGAUGACGACGCAAUGGUGGAUGACGAUGAAGAUGGUGGGGUUACCUUUGAAGAUUCAGCAGUGCCAACUACGAAAGAGAGCUCCCGUCGAGCAUUCGAUAAAGCCUUCAAGGAAGUCAUUGAUAGAGCCGACGUCGUACUGUACGUUCUUGAUGCCCGAGACCCUGAAGGAACCCGGUCCAAAGAAGUGGAACGGGAGAUUAUGGCUGCCGACCAUGGAUCAAAGCGACUUAUUCUCAUCUUGAACAAGAUUGACCUUGUACCUCCGCCGGUUCUGAAGGGAUGGCUGGUGCAUCUACGGCGCUAUUUCCCUACUCUUCCUCUACGGGCGUCCACCGGAGCCCCCAAUGCACAUACCUUUGACCACAAACAGUUAACGGUCAAGGGGACCUCUGAAACACUCUUUAAGGCCUUAAAGGCAUAUGCACACGACAAACAGCUCAAACGAGCCGUGUCUGUUGGUGUCAUCGGAUACCCGAACGUGGGCAAAUCUUCAGUUAUCAACUCGUUGACAAGCCGUGUCACCAGAGGCAAUGCCAACGUAUGCCCCGUCGGUGCAGAGGCCGGAGUCACUACAAGCCUUCGCGAAGUAAAAUUGGACAGCAAGCUUAAAGUCAUCGAUUCCCCAGGAAUUGUUUUCCCCAAUUCCGAAAAGUCCAAGUCAUCAGAGUCUCGAAAGAUAAACGAACAGGCUCGCCUCAUCCUUCUUAAUGCCAUACCGCCAAAACAGAUCUCCGACCCUGUUCCCGCAGUCACGCUUUUAUUGAAGAGGCUAUCUUCAUCUGAAGCUCUGCUUUCAAAGAUGCUUGACUUCUACGGCAUUCCUCCUCUUUUCCCUACCAACGGUGAUAAGACGACCGAUUUCCUUAUCCAGGUUGCUCGUCGAAGAGGCAGGUUGGGAAGAGGCGGUGCACCCAAUAUCAACAGCGCAGCUACGACUGUUAUAACUGACUGGAGAGACGGACGUAUCCAGGGAUGGCUUGAAGCCCCUGCCUUGCCCGUGUCUACUGGCGUGGAAGACAAGUUAACCGCUGAGGGAGAAGCCGGUGGACCGGCUGCAGAUACGAAGCAAAUAGUGACGGAAUGGGCGAAGGAGUUCAAACUUGAGGGUCUAUGGGGAGAUGAUGCUGCUCAGGAGGAUAACGACGAGCAGAUGAAAGAAUAA